This is a messenger RNA of Cantharellus anzutake, 1877 nucleotides long. RefSeq lists its product as uncharacterized. The transcript is spliced from 3 exons. The coding region runs from base 63 to 1703 and encodes 546 amino acids. The record is from RefSeq and is a predicted model, not a curated record. Gene Ontology annotation, biological process: pyrimidine ribonucleotide biosynthetic process; 'de novo' pyrimidine nucleobase biosynthetic process. Lineage: Eukaryota; Fungi; Basidiomycota; Agaricomycetes; Cantharellales; Hydnaceae. Gene Ontology annotation, cellular component: cytoplasm; mitochondrial inner membrane. Gene Ontology annotation, molecular function: dihydroorotate dehydrogenase activity.
GUGACAUCACAUGCACCGUGUCCCCAACUCAAUUCCAACGCAAGAGCGCGCCCACUUCUUCAAUGGUGUUCCGGUACAAUGCUGGAUUCCUGCGUCCGCCGCGCCCCAAGAACAUCCGUUCCCAUUUUUUUCGGCCCGCAUCUACUCCAUCUACCCUCCCGAGUCGCCUACAAACAUCUGUUCGAGUGUUUGCAUUUGUCGCCUCGGGAAUUGUUCUCACUGCAUACUACUUUGAUUCACGCUCAAUUAUUCACCGCCAUGUGUUUCCCCCACUUCUCAGGGCUUCACUAGACGCGGAGAAAUGCCACAGACUUGCUGUCAAAGCACUCGCGGGUGGCUUCGUCCCAACAGAUGAUCUGCCUGACGAUUCAAUACUUGAGACAGAAAUUUGGGGUCACAGGCUCCCGAGUCCUGUGAGCUUGGCCGCAGGAUUCGAUAAAGAUGCUGAAGCGAUUAAAGGGCUAUUCGGUUUGGGUUUUAGCUGGGUCGAGAUAGGAAGUGUAACACCGAAAGCUCAGUCCCCGAACCCAGCGCCUCGCGUGUUUCGUCUCGAAGAGGACUCCGCUAUCAUCAAUCGCUACGGCUUUCCCUCAGUCGGUGCCGCGCUUGUCGCCUCCCGAAUUCGGUCAUUUCUUUCUCUACGCCAUGAUCUGUACUCAUCCAGAAUUCUCGCCAUCAAUCUCGGAAAAAACAAAACGAGUGCUCCUGACUCCGUGGAUGAUUACACUGUUGGUGUUCGGACCCUUGGUCCCUUCGCGGACGUACUUGUUAUCAACGUCUCCUCGCCCAACACACCUGGUCUGCGCGGAUUGCAAUCCCCCGGUCUACUUAUUGAACUUCUCAAUGCCGUGAUUAAUGAACGUGAUCAGCUACCCAGACGUCAAGUCGGUAUGAAUGGCACCAAAUGGGAACGCCCCAAGCUUGUAGUCAAGAUUGCCCCUGAUUUGUCCGCAAACGAUAUUGAAGGGAUCGCAGAAGCUGUACGACAGAGCGGGAUCGAUGGUGUGAUCGUAAGCAAUACAACUGUUCAGCGACCCUCAUCAUUACUCUCAGCGCCGUCUAAGGAGGCAGGCGGUCUCUCUGGCCCACCCCUAAUGCCCCUAUCGCUUGCAGCUCUUCGAACUCUGCGGACACUUCUCCCAGGCUCAGUCCCUAUCUUCGGAUGCGGGGGUAUAUCGACCGCUGCUGAUGCCAUAACCUUCGCCGAAUCAGGUGCCACCGCCAUCCAACUCUGGACCUCCUUCGCCUACGAGGGAGCUGGCACACCAAGACGAUUGAAGGACGAGUUGACAUCUGAAUUGAAAAAACGUGGCCUCACCUGGAUGGACGUCGUACGCACAGGCCAGAGGAAGGCGGGAUCUGCAUUAAAGCAGCCUGUAGAAGACAUCCCCCUUGAAGAGAGAGAGGCUGUAUUCAAGGAGGAAUCUGAUACACUAAUGACAGAGGCCUUCCGGCUACAAGAGCUACUUCAGCAGGUUAACUCGGCGCUGGUGACGGACACCGCGCGGAUCCCGAAGGAUGGCCAGGGACUUAGAGCAUUGGAGAAUCGCGAAAUAGCAAGGGCAGUGGAGAGCGACGCUGAGUCCACGACUGCGGUGCUAUCAGCGAACAUAACCGCAGAUGAGUCCCUCACAUUAAAGGAGGGCGAAGAGGUGAAAAUGAUGGCCAACUCAACUUCAGAUGUUGUAAGAGGUCGGUUCUGAAAAGCAUAUGAUACACUAGAAAGGUUGCUUCGCAACCAUGACCUUGCUUGCACAUGACAUGGCGCUACUUUGCAACUAGUCGCAGCAUCGCACUCUAGUACUGACUUUAAGCAAUCAUGUCUUUCACAGUCGUGUUCACACGCAUAGCAAAAUAUAAUGAGUUGAACCAGCGUU